Messenger RNA from Phyllostomus discolor (pale spear-nosed bat), 2643 nucleotides. RefSeq names its product DnaJ heat shock protein family (Hsp40) member C15 (gene DNAJC15). Gene Ontology annotation, cellular component: PAM complex, Tim23 associated import motor. The record is from RefSeq and is a predicted model, not a curated record. Gene Ontology annotation, molecular function: ATPase activator activity. Bases 38 to 487 code for a protein of 149 amino acids. Gene Ontology annotation, biological process: protein import into mitochondrial matrix. The transcript has 6 exons. NCBI's taxonomy places the organism in Eukaryota, Metazoa, Chordata, Mammalia, Chiroptera, Phyllostomidae.
GGCACCGAGGCUCAGCGCGUCUCUCAGCCACGUUGUUAUGGCUGCGGGUGGUGGCGGCAGCUCAGCCUGCGAGGGCCUGCGGUACGCAGAGUACUCGCCGCCCUCGCGCAAACGGCCGGACUCGGAGAUCGACAAUGGAGUGGCAAGAAGCCUGAUAGCUGUUGGACUGGGUGUUGCAGCUUUUGCAUUUGCAGGUCGCUAUGUAUUUCAGAUCUGGAAACCUGUACAACAAGUCAUCACAGAAACUGCAAAGAAGAUUUCAACUCCUAGUCUUUCAUCCUACUAUAAAGGAGGAUUUGAACAGAAAAUGAGUAGGCGAGAAGCUAGUCUUAUUUUGGGUGUAAGCCCAUCUGCUACUAAGGCCAAGAUUCGAACCGCUCACAGAAGAAUCAUGAUUCUGAAUCACCCCGAUAAAGGUGGAUCUCCGUACUUAGCAACCAAAAUAAACGAAGCAAAAGACCUGCUAGAAGAAACCUCCAAACACUGAGGCUCAAGGACUGCUCUGAAGGGAAAAAGCAGGGGGGUUAAAAACAAAGUCUAGCAAAUUUCAUCAAAACCACCACUGUCAUAAUUUUCAUACACGUGCUAACGAUAAAUAAUUUAUUCUCUGCUAAGUGGUAUAAUAAAAGAUUAAUAAUCUCCCUGCUCAUUAUCUUUUAAAGGAAUACCUUACAAUUUUAUAACUGAUUUUUUUCUUAUUUUCUUACUUUCUCUGUGAUAGUCAUACCUUUUAAUAUUUCUGUUCUGUUUUAAACCUUCCACACUCUCCUCCCCCACACAAAAGUAUCCAAAAAGUAUGAUCAUCAGUAAUGUCAUUGGUGUUGGUGAGCAAUGAGUAGAAAUACUUUCACUGCUUAUACAGGGGCAGGCAAAAGUAGGUUUACAGUUGCAUUGUGACAUUCUUUUGCGUUGAUAAAGCUGUUGUAAUCAAUAAGAACCUGUAUGUCUUUCCCAUAUGAACAACUGGAAACCUACUUUUGCCACUGCUCCCCAUGUUUAUAUUCACAUUGUCCCUGUUUCCUUGGAAGAAUUUAGUAUGCUGCCUCUGUAAAGGGCUUGAAAUGUUUUGAGACCAAACACUGACUGCCACCCAAUGGGGAAAUGACCUGAAACUUAAUGGAAUUUACAAAAUGGUGUUUUUUAAAGUAGUACUUAGGACUUGUUGAAGAACUCUGCUCUCUCUGAGACCCUAUAGCUGAAGCAUGAGAACUUGGAGAGCUAGUAAAAUGAUUAAAGAUUUACAAAAUGAGCCCUUACAAGGAAAGGAUGAAAAGAGCUAUGAGAAGUCUGAGGAGUUUGUAUUUAAUUACAGUGUUUUGUACUGUAUAUUUAUUCAGUUAUUCAUUCCAAAUAUUUAUUGACCACUUCAAAUGUGUAAGGUGCUAUAGUGACCCCUCUGAGAGUUAUAGAUGUAGUUAAAGGAACUUACAUUUAAAAGAAAGAUAAAUCACAUAAAUACUAGUAGAGAUGCAUAGAUGAUAUGCUAAAGAAAUUCAAAAGAAGAAAGGAAUAUUUAGAAUUGAUAGCAUUGGGGGAACUUCAUAGGGUAAGGGGCAUAGAGCUGGACUUUUAACAAUGAGAGAGAGAGCAUAUGAUUGGUGAGUCUGUGUUUCUUCUGAGAGCAGUCAGAAUAGCAGAAAUGGGGUAUUAAUUACUGUAAUUAGAGUGAUUAAAUUAUAUUCUCAAAGCAGCCCCUGGUCUUCAUCACUUUACUAUUUCAAGGGUGAGCAAACAGAUUCAGAUACAGAGUACCAGCAUUAUUUUCCAAUACCGCUUUACAAAUUCUGGGUUCAUCCCCAGUAAACUGAACUUACUUCAUCUAUCUUAAAAUACUUUUUAAUAUUCUAGAUGCAUCUUUCAGUUUAUUGUCUCCCUUAGGUGGAGAGUUUUCAGUGUUGACAAUAUUAUCAGUAUUGAGUUGAAUAAUUCCUUUUUGUGGGAGUUCUCCUGUGCAAUGUAGGAUGACUGGCAACAUGCAUACCUGUACCUCCUGAAGGCCAGUAGCACCCACUCACUUGGGACAACUAAAAAUGUUUAUAGACAUUGCCAAAUGUCCCUUGGAGGGCAAAAUUGUCCCUGGUUGAGGGCCAUGGUGUAAAUGUUUAGUAUUUUUUCUUUAGGCACAUAAAAUAAUGGCCUAACUCAAAACUGAUUGAAUUUUAGAGUUAGUUAAAUAUUGUUCUGGCUUUAAAGUCUCCUUGUAUGUCCUAAUUUUAUUGUGCUUUAGUGAUUUUCAUUUUUCUGCUCUUUAUUAUCUCUGUGUCUCAGAUGCCCUUCUAAUCCUCAGAUCUUCACAUGCUCAAAGCGUAGAGGUCAGUGAAGGUCAAGCUAAAAUGUGACCCUCCUUUUCUUGUGCUUCCAGUGAAAGUAAUGUGAAUCAGCGCUCUGGGAGCAGGGACCGUAUUUGUCUUGUUUACUGCUACAUUGGCAUCCAAUAAAUAUUUGUUGAAUGAAUGAAUAAAUUCCCAUACCAUUUUUUUUUUAGUAAUAAUGUGGAGCAACGGGAACUCUAAUUUAAUAAUAUGGAAAUACAAAAUGGUACAGCCACUUUGGAAGACAGUUUGGCAGUUUCACACAAAAUUAAACAUACUUUUAACAUAACAAUCUAGCAGUUGUACUGCUUGGUAUUCAGUCAAAGGAAUU